AUGAGCGACACCACCAGGCUAGUCGGUGACGCUGCUGUCGACGCACGAUCCAUCGUAUGGCUGCGGGGCUUGACAGAGCAGCAGAAGUCUGACAUCCUCUGCUCGACUCUCCUGGCGCAACUGUCGGCGGAGGCUGAAUCCCCCGCUGGCGACGAGAGCAAGGCGACUCAAUGGUACAACAAGUUUAUCGGUACGCUUGGCAACGUGGGCUGGGUGAUCAGAAAGUCCGCCUCCUCGGGCGUGAAAGAAAGCCUUAUCAAGGGACCCGUCGCGGAUACCAUUCUCAAUGCGCUCGAAGCCGACGAGAACGCCGACAAGGAACUUUAUAGCUCCGUGGCGCGCGAGCUGAUCGACAUGUUGCGCGCCGGAUACCAUUCCAAAGCCGAGAGUGUUCUUGACGCGGCGUCCAUCUCUUCGUCGGCGCACUUCGCAGGAAUACAACUCGCUGUCGCCGAGAGCGUCGACGAUUCUCUGGUCUUGACGAUCUUCGGCUACUUCUACUCUUCUUCGAACAACAUUGGCACCGCGCUAUGGCAUCCGAUACAGGAGGGCGCCGCUGUCAGUAUAAAGCAAUUCUUCGUUCAACUUGCUCUGAACGAGAGCGUAUAUGCGGGAGUGAGGGAGGCCGUUAUCAAGAAACUCGAGGAGGCCGACAAGAUGGGGUUGAUAGUUUCGCUCUGA
Peniophora sp. CBMAI 1063 is the source of this 681-nucleotide messenger RNA. NCBI's taxonomy places the organism in Eukaryota, Fungi, Basidiomycota, Agaricomycetes, Russulales, Peniophoraceae. The record is from the annotation of a GenBank genome assembly.